UCGUACGGCCACGGUGCCUUCUGGGAAUCGGAAGUCUAUGCGUUAUUGUUCCGGGUUGAAGGGCGCCAUCGUCAACGUCUCUCUCUCUCUCUCUCUCUCUCUUCAACUUUAACUACCUGCGAACCCCUGAUGUCUGAGGACCGGAGCAGUGAUGAGUGUGGUUACACAAACGGAGAAGGAUCCCUGGUGGUGAGCAAAACGCAGAGAGUGCAGUAAACAUUUCUGCGGAUGUCCCGCUUCACCAGCCGCAACAUAACGGCCACCUGCAAUACGAACUUCCAAUGUGUGACGUCGCUCUAAGUACACUUGGAUGAUGCACACUGUCCACCAGUGUGCUGAAUGUGCUCUCAGUUUUUUAAUAGCAUGUCGGAGCUGAACAAACAUGCAGAGGAGGAACACUACUCGAAGUCGGAGGACCAAAGGCGGGGUCCGGCGUCGCGCACGGGGCUGCCGGAUAGCCCCGAGAUGUCUGGAGACGGCGUGGACUACGACCUGGGAAGACCCCUCGACUCUGACGAUCUCAGCACGGACGAAUCAACGAACAGCAACUCUGAGGACGAUCACAACUCUGACUUUAAAGCAAUUGAAAGUGAUCCCAGCUACGUCGCAUCAGAUGAGGACACAAACUCGAGCUGCAACUCUGAGGGCGAUCAUAAGCGUGACUUAAGAGCACUUCAAAGUGAUCUCAACUACGCAGAAUCAGAUGAGGACACAAACUCGAGCUCGACCGAGUCUGGGGAUUCUUCGUACAGUCCCAAACGAGGCCAGCCCACCCACAACACUAACAAGGACUCGGUCUGCAAAGAGUGUGGCCGAGGGCCCUUCAAGUCCCUCAAGCUACAUCUGCGCCACUGUACCAGCGUGACGGGCGUGACGUUCCAGUGCGCUCGCUGCAUGAUGAGCUUUCCCAACGAGGCGGCUCUCAAGGAGCAUCGCACCUUCUUGUACUCCUGCGACCGCUGCGGGCAGGUGUUCAAACACUGGGAUCUGCACCAUCACCACCCACCGCCCGACACGGGGGCUUUGCGCUUGCUCUUCUUCUGCUCUGAAUCCAUGCCCAAAGCGUGCACCAUAUGCAAGUGCUUCUUCGUCAACGAAAAGUGUCUGUUCGCCCACGUCGCCGAAGUUCACACGUCGGUGGUCAGCACCACGGUGCGCAUCGUGACAAGAAAAUCGGGAUUGACUGACAAUAAGAUGUCGUCGAGCGUGGCCACUUUGAGUGCGCCGGUCGUCAACGGCGAGCCGGUCAUUGAUAAACUGCUCUUAACGGAUCAUACGUAUUCUUCUUCUGCCAAAGUCGAGGCAAGCUUCCCCGCCCCAGCAUGCUCGGACCCACAACCCGCCAUUCCGCCCACGUUUGAUAGUCAGCGCCAGGCGUCGGCCUCCACGAAGCGCGCAAACGCGAGCCGGCGCUCCAAGGCGCCGCCGCGACCCUGCCGGCAGUGCGGCACCAUGCUGCGGCAGCCCUACCUCGCCAUUUGCCACCGCUACCUCCACCGCGGCCGCCGUUCGCACCGCUGCCAGUGCGGCCGCUCCUUCAAGCACCGGCUGCACCUGCUGCGCCACUGCGUGCAGCACGCCGAGGCCGAGAGCUACAUCUGCGUCAACUGCGGCAAGACGUUCACCGGCGCCAGACUCCUAGCCAAGCACUUGGGCACGCGGAAGAAAGAAAAGUGCAGAAGGAAGUGCAUGAUGCCCCUGGCGUGCAGCUGUGGGCAUUUCUUUUACCGGGCCUCUGCCUACAUAUGGCAUCAACUUAAAAACAAUGUGAAAACUGGACAUUUUAAAACCGCUUUCAAUCACAAGCAAAAGUCCAAAAGUGUCAGAAACCAAAAAGAAGUCCUUUGUCAUACCCACACAUUUGUUGAGAGGGCAAAGACUCCACACAGCUUUUAAUUCCAGGAAUUUCCUGGACAGUUUUACAAGAC
This is a messenger RNA of Syngnathoides biaculeatus (alligator pipefish), 1928 nucleotides long. RefSeq names its product zinc finger protein 70. The record is from RefSeq and is a predicted model, not a curated record. Bases 340 to 1896 code for a protein of 518 amino acids. Gene Ontology annotation, cellular component: nucleus. Gene Ontology annotation, biological process: regulation of transcription by RNA polymerase II. NCBI's taxonomy places the organism in Eukaryota, Metazoa, Chordata, Actinopteri, Syngnathiformes, Syngnathidae. The transcript has 2 exons. Gene Ontology annotation, molecular function: DNA-binding transcription factor activity, RNA polymerase II-specific; RNA polymerase II transcription regulatory region sequence-specific DNA binding.